CCAACAGCACCAAGCCAGGAUCUGUCCCAUCCAGAGCCAGAAGCCAUAGCAUCCUCUGAAACAGCUCUAAUUUCUCCUGCCCGCCCACCUGCUCUUGCAUGGUGUUGCAGAGAUCCAGCAUGUUGCCUCUCAGGGUGGUGGGACUUCUCGUGCUGAUGCUUUCGCAGAGUGAUGCUGAUAGCACCUGUGAACCUGAGGAAAAAGGUCUCACCCUGAAUCCUCCUGAGAUUGUGGUAGAAUAUGGACAACCAGUCGAAGUCAACUGCAGUACCCCAACUGAGGACUAUGAGCUAAUGCAGUGGAUUACUGGAAAUAUCACGUCGAACAAAGAAGUCAAAGAUGACACAUCACUUGUCACCUUGAUGAUACCAGAGAUGUUAGACUGGGAUGCACACCUUCAGUGUAAAAUCAGUUUAAGUGGAUCUCAUGAAUGCAGGAAAGAUCUCCUGCCCACUGUAUACAAGAAUCCAGAGGGUGCCAUAAUAUUUGCAGUCAGCUAUGCUCCUUUCAUCGAGGAGGGGACACAGUACGAGCUACAGUGUGACAUUAUCAAUGUUGCCCCUGUGCAAAACCUCAUUAUGAAGUGGUACCGAGGCAACCAAACUAUCCUGACAGACAGGAGGAGCCACAACACAACCAAAAUACCAGUGAGCACAUCUUCUAAUCUGAUGAUCAAUGCCACCAGAGAAGAAAAUGGAAUCCAGUUUAGAUGUGAAGCUCAGCUGGACUUUGGAGCAGAGGGACCACAAACUCCUGUUAUUUCAUCUGAUCCAUUAAUGCUUAAUGUGCACUAUAAGCCAGUGGUUCAGUGCCAAAGCAAUUUCACCUGUACAGAACAUGAUUGGCACUUGAACAUGACAGAGCACUUGCCCUGUGAAGUUGAUUGGAACCCCUCUGGUAGUAUUACAUGGUACCACCAAGGAAAACUAGUUAAUCACUCAAUGCCCUUGACCAGGAUGGAUUCAGGAGAGUAUGACUACGUAGCCACCAAUAACCUUGGUAGCUUCCGUGCUACUAUUAAUAUCAUCAUUGAAUAUGCUCCUGAGUUCUUAAAUCCAAACAAAAAUCUCCAGCUGGCUAUGGGCAUGGAUCUGCACGAAGACUGUGAUGUUGAUGGGCAGCCUGUCCCUGAGGUCCAGUGGGCCUAUGAUGCUGAAGGGCUGAAUAAGGUGAACACUAUGGAGAACCAGAGCAUUCUUUCAAUUAGAGGACUGAACACCAGCACAACCUUCUACUGCAUAGCCACUAAUAAACUGGGGAAUGCAAGUAUGAUGGUCCAUGUGGAAGUGAUAAUACCCUCAGCAGCAACCACAGAGCAGCCGGCAGCAGCCAUGCCCAAUCCAAUGACAGAUGCGCCAAAAGAUCGGUGCCCUCUUCAGCUAAUGCCAGCCAGACUAGUGGUGCAAUAUGGAGAUCCAGCUUCAGUCAACUGCAGCACAUCAUCCACAGAUCCAGCAGGAAUGGGCUGGGAGGCCAGAAAGGGAGGCACAGGCUUUCACGAUGAAGCACGCUUUGUCUUAUGGAAAGUAGAAGAGUUGAAGGACUGGACCUUAGAGCCUUUAUGCUACAUUACUCUCUUUGAUAAUGAGCAGUGCAAAAAGAGGGCAUCAGUUACUCUUUAUAAGAAUCCAGAUGAUGUGUCAGUCUCUCUAUUGGAGCAAGGUCCAAUGAAGGAGGGCUCAGAGUACCAUCUGCAGUGUAACAUCACCAGUGUGGCUCCCGUGCAGAACCUCACUGUGAGUUGGCACAAAGGCAAUGAAGUUUUGAAGACAGAAUCAUUCAAUAAUACCGAAAGGACCCCAGAAGAUGUGGCUUCUUUCUUGAGCUUUACUCCAAGGAGCCAUGACAACGGAGUAAACCUUGAAUGCCGGGCUCAGCUGUCCUUUGGAUUAGAGACUCUCCCUCCAUCUGUCUCAGCAGAGUACAGUGCUGAGGUGUACUAUAAGCCAUUUUUUGAGGAUUGUCCGCAUCAUUACACCGGGGUGGAGCAACGUUUUAAUCUAAGCAUGGUGCCCUGUCAAGUUCAUGGGAACCCUCCAUCCAACAUUCAAUGGCAUUAUUAUGGCGCACCGUUCAAUGCCUCUGUGACGCUUACCAGGAUACACUCUGGAACAUUUAUACUUGAAGCCGUAAAUACCAUGGGCACGGACACCACCUCCAUUAACAUCAAAGUGGAAUAUCGCCCUGAAUUUAACUGCAGCGAUCACUAUGAGGUCAAAGAGAAUGAUGUGCAUCAAAAUCCAUGUAAACCUGAAGGAGAACCUGAACCUAGCAUGAUCUGGCUUAAAGAUGGAAAAGAGAUGUCUUUCCCAGAGGGGCUGACAAGGCGGAAUAGUGGACAAUACACAUUGAGAGCAAGAAACGAACAUGGAGAAGCAUAUCGCAGUCUAAGUGUUGAUGUUUUGUAUGCCCCUGAGUUUGAGCAGGGAAAUUGCACUAAGGAAAUAACCAGUGGUGAUGAUGUGACUCUGAACUGCAGCACUGAAGGCAACCCCUCUCCUGUGCUCCAGUGGACCUUCAUCUCUGCAGAUGGUCUGACGAGGACCACUAGAGGGAACCAGAGUAGUAUUAACAUCAUAAGAGCCACGUCUACCAGCGCUGGGAUUUACAUCUGUGUUGCCACGAAUAAAGUUGGGAGAGUGACAAGAUUCACCACACUGAUCAUGAAAGAGAAAUCUUAUGCACUCUACGUGGUGUCAGCAGUAGUUCUCCUGUUUCUCGUGGUGCUCCUGAUCUUGUGGUACCACCGCAAAAGAAGCAGAUAUAGGCAGUAUGAUGUUGCCAAUGCCAGCAAUAAUGGUUCAGAUAUCCCUAUGACUACACAGCAUACUGAACCUUCAUCACAUGCUAAAUAGAAAAGGUGAAGUGAGCCUUGGGACUGUUUAUUCAUUUGAAGCACAAGGUUUACAUUUGACUUGAGCUUGGACUUUUGACAGACAGCAUAGUUUUGUACUUUUGUCAUUUGUGAUGCAAAACCAGAAACACCUCUUGGCAGAAGCUAAAUAAAAAUAUGGUGGUAUUAUAAGAGAGAAUUGGCAUUGGCCUGUUACUACUGUAAAGUGUUAUCUGGACUUGAGAGCCAAGGCAAAUCCUGUGCAAUGUACAGUAUGUAGAGAUGAAAAGUCCUUUGCCUUCAAGUAAACAAAAAUCGGCAAAGACUUGUUUAGCACUGGUACAAGGUUGAUGAACUGUGGUUGUAACUUCAUGUACAUUUAAUUUUUAUCUAGUCUUUGCAAUGUUCAAUCACUGACCUUAGCAUUUCUUAUUUUGAUUUUAAUUCAUUUUUAAAUUAAUCAGUGACUAUUUACGUGGUUCAAAAAUGAAGACUGAGUAGCCUGCAAGGUAGAGGGAAAUGCAGACUUUUUUUUCUAGUAUGAGUUAGGGGCAGUAAUUUAAAUAU
Myripristis murdjan (pinecone soldierfish) is the source of this 3400-nucleotide messenger RNA. RefSeq names its product hemicentin-1. Gene Ontology annotation, cellular component: membrane. Gene Ontology annotation, biological process: cell-cell adhesion. The record is from RefSeq and is a predicted model, not a curated record. Lineage: Eukaryota; Metazoa; Chordata; Actinopteri; Holocentriformes; Holocentridae. The transcript has 11 exons. The coding region runs from base 99 to 2855 and encodes 918 amino acids. Gene Ontology annotation, molecular function: integrin binding.